AUGUCCCUGUUGGCCCAGGUCUACAGGGACUUGAUCUCCCCUGGUAGACCCCUUCGGGUUUCGGCCGGCUCCACGAAGACGCGUUGUUGGCCACUACUCGACGACGAUCUGCCCACCGAGAGGCGCCACGUAUUCCCGCAGCCUUCCAUCCGUUGCUCCUCCGAUCUGAACGCUGACGUCGAGCCGGCUGGCCCGCCGGGACGGGAGCCGCUGCUGCCACCCGAUCGUGCGGCUCGACCUGGAGGAAGACGCGCCGCCUCCUCUGCAUCUACUGCAUACAUCUUCUACAACGACUUCGGCCGCUCGCGACGGUCUAGUUUGAUUCUUUUCACGCUGGUAUCGCUAAAA
Messenger RNA from Mesorhabditis spiculigera, 348 nucleotides. Lineage: Eukaryota; Metazoa; Nematoda; Chromadorea; Rhabditida; Rhabditidae. The record is from the annotation of a GenBank genome assembly.